Molecule: messenger RNA, 1460 nt
Organism: Pistacia vera
Lineage: Eukaryota; Viridiplantae; Streptophyta; Magnoliopsida; Sapindales; Anacardiaceae
Product: glucan endo-1,3-beta-glucosidase 12-like
Exons: 4
Coding region: 259-1029 (256 amino acids)
Source: RefSeq, a predicted model, not a curated record
UUCUCCUUCUUUUUCAACCUUUUUCCCUCCUUCAGUCCUUCUCUUGCUUGCACCUUCCCACACUCCAUGUCUUCUUUCCCUCCUCUUAUCUUUCUUUACAUUUACAUUCCCAUUUCUAUAUAUAUAUUACACACCAAAUCUUCUUCUUUACACACCUUUCUCUCUCCUAGAUUUCUCUUAGAUUCUCUUCCUUAAUUGCAGCCUAACACCAAGAUUGCAGGCACACUUCAAAUUGAACGAGCAAAGUUGAAAGCUUUGAUGGGUGGAGGACCAGUUUUCAUUCCAAAAUUAUACCUACUAUUUUGUCUCUUCCUCUGUUCAGGUAUAGCAGCAACAGACAGGAAAACACAGUCAGAUAUUGAAGCAAGGCAACAACAAUUCAGUUCUUCUAUAUCCACUACUGAAAAGGAUAUUACCACACCAAUUACAACUGUUCCCACUCCCACCAUAACUCCUACUACUCCCACCUCAUCAACUCCAAUUAUAAACCCCACUUCAACCCCGGAAACAACCUCGCCGCUGACUCUGACACCUGGAAUAACUCCGGCCACAACCACCCCUACCACAACUCCAGUAUCUUCGGGCGCUAGCUGGUGUGUCGCUACCCAAAGUGCGUCAUAUAAUGCCUUACAAGUUGCUUUGGACUAUGCCUGUGGCGUUGGUGGUGCUGAUUGUUCAGCAAUCCAGCCCAGUGGAAGUUGUUACAAUCCCAACACACUUCGUGACCAUGCUUCUUAUGCAUUCAAUCAGUAUUAUCAGAAGAAUCCAAUUCCAAGUAGCUGUAAUUUUGGAGGAACUGCCGUUAGUACUAGCACUAACCCUAGUUCUGGAACAUGUCAGUAUCCAUCCACCAGCACAAGUUCAUCAGUAUUAAACACAACAAAUUCUAAUGGUGCAACUGUUUAUGGUGCGGUUCCUAAUCCACCGAGCCCUUCUACAUCUGGUGCAUCUACCACACUUCAUUGCAGACCACAAUUCUUCCCAGCAGUUACAUGGCUUUUUCUGUUGCUGGCCAAACACUAUGAAUAAAAAACAAAUGGAAGAAUCCUCAUUUACUUUAUUUUUUAUUAAAGUAAACUUCCAAGUCACGCAAUUGCCUUCAAGGGUUCUUUUGUUUUCGUUUUGUGGAACCAAGAGGCAUAAAUUGGAACAUGCUGAUUGACUUGAGACAAGAAGAUAAUGUCCAAUAUGCGGUUACUGCUGUAUUGAUUUGAUGUAGAAAUGAGGAAAUUGGUUAAGCUGCUUGACCAAUCGCAUAAUUUUACACUAUGAAUUCAACAGUUGUGGAGAUAUCACAUCACAUAGACAAGGUCAGAGAGCAAUGUGAUGAGUUUUGUACUGUUAGGAAUCAUUCUUUUUCUUUUUUUUCUUUUAUAGUGUUGAACAUAAAUAACAUUUAUGGCUUCUGGACUGUUUUGUUAAUGAUGAGAGUAGUUAGCUUUUCUACUUUUACAUUUUCC